This is a messenger RNA of Trifolium pratense (red clover), 1699 nucleotides long. RefSeq lists its product as uncharacterized. The record is from RefSeq and is a predicted model, not a curated record. The coding region runs from base 273 to 1478 and encodes 401 amino acids. Lineage: Eukaryota; Viridiplantae; Streptophyta; Magnoliopsida; Fabales; Fabaceae. The transcript is spliced from 11 exons.
UACACUCCACUAGCUACAUGCCAACAAUUCAUUCAUACACACACUCCUUAUGAUUUCACCUUAGUUUCAAAUUUCAAUCCAUUUUUCAUGAAAAAGCUGCACACUGCACCACCAAGAAGUAGUUGGCGCAGUUAAGCUGCAGAUAAUUGCUUAAAAAGUUAAAUAGCUUUUUAAUUAUCUUCUAAGUGUGCAUUAAAAUAAUGAGAAUGAGAAUGAGAAAAUAUAGUAUAUAUUAUUAGCUUCAUUGGUCACAUUGUUUUUUCUAACUUAUUAUGGAUUCAGCUCCUUGUUCAUGGUUUCAAGCCAUAUUUUUCUUAGUAUUGGUUUGGUUAUUUAACUAUGGAAGUGUUGAUGGAGUGAGUGUUACAGUGAAAGUUGGAAAUUUUUCAAAGGUUGAAGAUGCUGUGAAUUUUCAUAUUUACUAUGGUCAAACCUUCAAAGUCAUUAAGAAUGCUGUUGAUGGCCAGAGCUAUCUUCUUCUUCAGAAUAACUCAAGGAUUGCAUCAAGGACAAAAUAUUGCACUUCAAGAAUCAAAUCAUUUAUCAUACCAUUGUCCAACUUCUCUGUUGAUACAGAUUCUUUUCCUGUUUCCUUCUUAGAGCAUUUAGGCUUACUUGAGAGCUUAAAAGGCAUAACCUCGGAAACUGUGGCUUCUCCAUGUGUAUUGAAAUUAUAUAAAGAAGGAAAGAUUGAAAUGUUGAACAAAAGUGAUUAUGGAAUGCUUUCACAGUUUUCUGCUCACUUCUUUGGUGACACUGAUCAACAGCCAUCUUGCAAUUUUGCAACUUCAGUUCCUUAUUCAGAGGAUACCCCUUUGCAGAGAGCAGAAUGGAUCAAGUUCAUAGGAGCUUUUGCAAAUGUUGAAUCUAGAGCCAAUCAAGUCUAUACUACAGUUAAGGAGAAUUAUCUGUGCUUGGCUGAAAUUGCGAAAACUCGAACUUCAUUCAAGCCAACUGUAGCUUGGAUGAAAUAUGAUCAUGGUGUUUGGUCUUUUACAAAGGAAGCAUAUUAUCUUAAGUAUAUGGAAGAUGCAGGGGGAGAGAUUUUGAAUGCCAACAAGAACACUUACAAUGUUUCUGAUCCAGAUGAUUUGGAGGAAUUUCAUGCCAUCUUAUGCACUGUGGAAGUAGUGAUUGAUGAAACAUUAACUUCUGAUCUAGUCAACUACACAGCAUCAACGUUUAUCCAAAAUCUAAAUGUUGAAGAUCGUUCUUGUUUUUCCUUUCUUACAAACACAAGCCUAUGGAGAUACGAUAAACGGAUUCAAAGCUCCUCUCUUGAUUGGUACAACGGAGCAGUCUCGCAACCUCAAUUGGUAUUAGCAGAUCUUAUUGAAGUUUUAUUUCCAACUGGAAAUUACACCAUGACUUAUUUUCGGAACCUUGUUAAGGGAGAAAAACUUAUAAAUAUUGGUCCUGAAAUGUGUGACAGGGACACAUCUUCAACAUUGGAUCCUACUAUAGUACCAUGUGGAUGACUUAUCUUUCAAAUUUUAAAUUAGGUAGAUUGCUAUUAAAACUAUUCUUUUUUUAUAUUCCUUUUUUCGAAUAUAGGAUCUAUACUUGAAUUUUAUUAUAGUAUAAUAGUGGUGUUUAGGUUUUUGAAUUUUAUUUUAAAAUGACUGCAAAGUAUUUUAUUGAUAACAUAGAAACAGUUGUCAUUUUGCAACAAAUAUACAACUUAUUUGUAAUGAAUAAA